UAAGUCACUGUGAUGAUGAGGGAGCAGAGCUACUCAGUCAUGCAGAGCUACUCAGUCGUGCUGCACUUGCUUCUCACUGCACUGUUAUUUGUCCUUAAUCUUAAAUAUGUCUCAUCCAGUCCAGUUCGGGAAGCCAAGACAGCACUUCAGGAGGACUGGCUCAUCACUGCCUUAAAGUAUAUGGAGUCUAACCCAGAGACUUUACAAGAACUGAUGACCAAGAACUACGCAAUGAUGGAAGGGGACGUGAUGCUGUCUACUGACAGGAAUUUUGUGGGAAAUGCAUGGCCAACACGAAAGAUUCCUUACGUCAUCAGUCCAGAGUUAGCCAGUCGCACAGGUGAGAUCCUCUCCGCUAUGGCCAUGCUGUCUGGAGACACCUGUCUGUCCUUCCACCAGCAAACCAAGGACCAAAGACCAUCUGAUCAUCUGAUCUUCACGCCUGGCAAAGGAUGCGCUUCUUAUGUGGGCUGCAUCGGCGGAGAGCAGCCCAUAUUAAUAUCACCCCUGUGCACUGUGGGUAACAUUGCCCAUGAGAUUCUUCACGCGCUUGGCUUCCACCACGAACACACAAGGAUGGACCGUGAGCAGUACAUCACCAUUCUCUCUCAAAAUAUUAUGACCGGGAAGGAGAUAAACUUCCAUGAGAAACGGGGGAAAACGUUUGGCCUUCCUUAUGACAUCACUUCUAUCAUGCACUACGGACGAGGGUUUUUCUCGGCGAAUGGUCUGCCCACCAUCGUCUCAAAAGAAGAUGUCAAGGAGAUGGGACAGAGGGACAACCUGACAGAGCUGGACGUCCAGAGAGUUCAUCACCUCUACAACUGCAAUUCCACAGAAAAAGAGACGGAGGAGGAAAGUAAUGGUGCAUACCUGAACAGUGAGGAGGAAGAGCAGGAUACAAACCCCAUGAUCGAGAGUUUAAAGGUUUUCCUCAGUGACCAGAAUCGUAUUUCUGCCAACAAAACACAAGGAAGCCACACACCUUCAAGUAUAGCAGCCCCUGAUUCACUGCAGAACCUGGAUAUGGCCAAGACUGAGACUAAGCAAUGAUGGACUCAUUUCAUGAAUAAAACCACACCAUAAAGACCAA
Solea senegalensis (Senegalese sole) is the source of this 1093-nucleotide messenger RNA. RefSeq names its product zinc metalloproteinase nas-4-like. The transcript has 10 exons. Gene Ontology annotation, molecular function: metalloendopeptidase activity; zinc ion binding. Gene Ontology annotation, biological process: proteolysis. The coding region runs from base 13 to 1053 and encodes 346 amino acids. The record is from RefSeq and is a predicted model, not a curated record. Lineage: Eukaryota; Metazoa; Chordata; Actinopteri; Pleuronectiformes; Soleidae.